UAAAGAUAUUUAUGGACGGUUUAAUUCUCGAAGUGCAACAGGGUAAAUUGUGUGGAGUAAAAGAAAAAAAUGUGAACGGUAAAGAGUUUUUGAACAAACAAAUCUGAAUUGUAAACCUGUUAUGGUGUGGAUAAAUGGAGGCGCAUUUUUCUCUGGAGCUGGUGAUGAUGAUUUUUUCGGUCCCGACUAUCUUAUUGAAAAAGAUAUUGUUCUAGUUACGAUAAAUUAUCGCCUUGGUAUUCUAGGUUUUCUUAAUUUGGAUGAUGAAGAAGCAUCAGGUAAUCAAGGUUUGAAAGAUCAAGUGAUGGCUUUGAAAUGGGUGCAACAAAAUAUUGCACAAUUUGGUGGUGAUCCAAACAAUGUCACCAUUUUUGGGGAAAGCGCGGGAGAAGCUUCCGUUCAUUAUCUGAAUCUAUCUCCCUUGGCUCGAGGAUUGUUUCAUAAGUCGAUUAUGCAAAGCGGCGUUGCAACUAAUCCGUGGGCGUUUACAAUACAUUCACCGAAAGAAGCAGCAGUUAAAAUAUCAUCAAUUCGAGGGAAUAAAACAACUGAUACUCAAGAACUUAUCAAAUAUUUACGAACCGUCGAUGUAAUCGAGCUAGUUAAGGCCGAACAUGAGAUUAAGUCUGUGAAGGAAGCUCUUAUGUUUGAAAAUCCUUUCGUACCGUCAGUUGAUCUAAAGUCGAAAACUCCAUUUCUGACUAUUCCAGUCCACGAAGCUGCCAAAUCUGGUAUCAAACUUCCUCAUAUAAUUGGUUACACAAGUCAGGAAGGAAUCUUCAUUUUAUCACGUAAGUUAAAAUGAGCAAAUUUUUGAAGUUAUACUCU
Messenger RNA from Cotesia glomerata, 828 nucleotides. RefSeq names its product juvenile hormone esterase-like. NCBI's taxonomy places the organism in Eukaryota, Metazoa, Arthropoda, Insecta, Hymenoptera, Braconidae. Bases 122 to 805 code for a protein of 227 amino acids. The transcript is spliced from 4 exons. The record is from RefSeq and is a predicted model, not a curated record.